Molecule: messenger RNA, 3214 nt
Organism: Branchiostoma floridae (Florida lancelet)
Lineage: Eukaryota; Metazoa; Chordata; Leptocardii; Amphioxiformes; Branchiostomatidae
Product: integrin beta-1-A-like
Biological process (GO): cell adhesion mediated by integrin; integrin-mediated signaling pathway; cell migration
Cellular component (GO): integrin complex; cell surface; focal adhesion
Molecular function (GO): integrin binding
Source: RefSeq, a predicted model, not a curated record
AUCAAGAAUGCUCUGCUACAACUUGCGCCGACUGCCUUCGACAAGGUCCGAAAUGCGGGUGGUGUGCAGAGGAGGGUUACCAGGGUCCACGGUGCGACCUCAUCACUACACUACAGAAGAACGCCUGUCUGUCAACCAAGAUACAGAACCCAACCACAGAGGGACCAACAAAAACCAAGGAUUUGGCCUUAAGCUCAACAGCACAAAGUGGAGACAUUAUUCAAGUCAGGCCACAGGAGAUCAGCUUAAAAAUGAGAAAAGGUGAUGCUGUUCAGCUGUCCAUGCAGGUUCGGCAGGUUGAGGACUACCCCCUGGACCUGUACUACCUCAUGGACAUGUCAUUCAGUAUGAAAGACGAUGUUAGCAAACUGGUGGACAUAAACUCUGUUCUAAUUCGUGAGAUGAAAAGUUUAACAAACAACUUUCGUGUGGGCCUGGGCAUAUUUCUGGACAAGACUGUGCUGCCAAUGGUGAACACCAACAAGGAUCGACUACAAGACCCCUGCCCCAAUGUAGAUACCCAGUGUGCACCAGUUUUUGGCUUCCGCCACCUUCUGGACCUGACAGAUGAUGCAGAUGCCUUGAGAAGAAAACUGCCGAACCCUGAGGAAGUUUCUGCUAACAGAGACAUCACUGAGGGAGGCCUGGAGGCCCUUCUGCAGGUUGCCAUGUGCAAAGAAAAGAUUGGAUGGCGUGACAAGGCCACCAAAAUGGUGCUAUAUGCCUCCGAUGAGGGUUUCAAAAUGGCAGGUGAUGGAAAACUGGCUGCCAUUUUGCCCCCAAAUGAUGGACUGUGCCAUUUGAGUUCAGGAAAUCCCGUCGAGUACACAGAGCUGAACAACCAGGACUAUCCAUCAGUGGGACAGGUUGUCAGGGUUUUGAGGGAACAAAAGAUUCAACCAAUUUUUGCUGUUACUGAUCAGAGGGCAAAAAAUCAGCUCAAGGUGUAUAAGCAAUUGUCAAACCAGUUUGAUAGUGCACGCACGGCAGAGCUGGCUGAUGACUCAUCCAAUAUAGUGGGACUGGUUACAAAUGCAUACAAGGAAUUAAGGUCAGAAGUGAAGCUACAGCCAGUCAACCUGCCACCAGAGGUUGAUGUUGCAAUAACACCCAUCUGUCCUAGUGGGACUACUGAGGAGGAAAGCUCAUGCAUGGGUCUUCAAGUUGGAGACACAGCAGAGUUUGUCAUUGACGUGAAUGUCAAAGACUGUCCUAAACAGGGCCAAAGCAACCUUGCCACAUUCAGCCUUGAUCCUGUGGGCUUUGGUGAUGAGCUUAAGGUCAACUUGGAAUUUCUCUGUAGCUGCGAGUGUGAAGCAUUGCAGGUACAGGCAAGUCCCAAAUGCUCCUCUGGAAAUGGCACCCUGCAAUGUGGCAUCUGUGUGUGUGACCAGGGCAGAUAUGGUUCAAAGUGUGAGUGUAGUGCUGACUCCAUAGAGGGUGCCAUGGACGUGACUGCAAGUUGCAAGGCAAACAACAGCAACACCUUGUGCUCAAGGCGGGGCGUGUGCAUCUGUCGUAUAUGUAACGGCCAGGGCAAAUGUGUCUGUGGGAAGUGCGAAUGUUACCAGAACAGUCCGUACUCUGGACCAACCUGUGAAACUUGUCCGGCUUGCCCAGGACAGUGUGCACUGAACAGAGAUUGUGUACAGUGCCAGGUCUUCCAGUCAGGAGCGCUGUCACCAGCAGAAUGCCAACGGAGAUGCAACUUUAAUUCCACAGUAGUUGAUACUUUCCCUGAAAGCAGCCCAAUUCCCCAAGAGACCUGCCGUUUUCUUGACGAAGAAGACGGCUGCUUUUUCACCUUCAAGUAUGGGAGGGGAGAAGACAACAUGCUGGUGGUUACAGUUCAGGAAGACAAAGAGUGUCCACAAGGUGCUCCUAUCCUUCCCAUUGUGCUUGGCAUUGUGGGAGGGAUUGUUCUGAUUGGUCUAAUUUUGGUUAUCAUCUGGCGUGUGGCAAUCCACAUAUAUGACAAAAAACAAUAUAUGGAGUUUGAGAAGGAAAGACAAAAAGUACAAUUCACGACAGAUGUGAACCCUCUCUAUGUGACCAACACCACCAAGUUCAUCAACCCAACCUUCCACCAGGCGCAACCUGCUCAUGAGGAUUUUGAGUGAUGGGAUGGAUUUUUGUGAAGUGACACCUAGUGACAAGAGUAGGAAGUGUUGGACCUUCAUCCAUUCUGUUGAACAUCCAACCAUAAUUUGUGACGGAUGUAAUGAGAUUGAAAUGAUGUAGUCUAGAUAGGGAUAUGUUUUCUGGUGUAUCACCCCAAGUAUCAAAGAACCUUCACAUUAUGUAACUAACCUGUUCUUGAACAUACUUGUAAUAAUCCUCCCUCUUCUGUUCCUGCAUGAAUACCAGCAUCAUUUUGUUUUGUAGACUCUAGUUUAACUUGAGUCAGUGAGGUAAAAAAGAUUUUGAAUUUGAGUCACAUUUGAAUGUCUGUGCACAUCGCUGAUAUAUGUUACCAUCUCAAAGCAAUGUUACCUCAUCGUUAAUGUUGUUCCUUUCAGGCCAUGGGCUCAUUUGUCAUACACAUUCUAUAUACAUGGCAAGAUGAAAAAAUUAUCAAACAAUUGAACUAUGAAUUAAGACAUUGUAUUUCUAGACAAUAGACUUUUUAGAACCUUUAUAUAGAACAGGGUGACAAUGACAUCUUGUAAAAUGGUGCCAAAAGCUUUGUGUUGUCACCACUGACUGACUUCUUAUCGGUAUGAUAUGGCAUGUUGAUCGAAAGUACAGCAUGCCAUUUCUGCUCUUUUUGUCAGGAUAAGGCUGCCAUUGAGAUUUAAUGUUACCGUUUUUCCAAAUGGGUAUCGUAAUGUGGCCAUCGUAAGCAACCAAGUAAGAUUGUAAAAGAACCCUUUUGUAAGAAAUGAUACAUUUUAUGAAAGCAAAGCAUUUAUACAACAUGUAGUGCAUAGGAGAACAAAGUUUUAUUUAUAUGUUUGUAAGAUAUGAUAAUUAUCUGUCUAUGUACUCUUGUGCAUUUCAAGAUUUUUACUUUUGUUUUACUUGUAUUUGAUCUGCAGGGAAAUUUAAUUGGAAGAUAGAUUAUUAACACAUACAUCAUUAACAUUUCUACGGUUAUUUAACUUACAAGCAGUACUGUUGCAUUUCUGUUAUCAUCUAAGUUACAAAUAGUGUUGUUGAUGUUUUUCACUUUUUAGUCUAAUCAUGUAUUCAAGUCACAAAUUUCAGAUCUGCA